Messenger RNA from Oreochromis niloticus (Nile tilapia), 3605 nucleotides. RefSeq names its product chromosome partition protein Smc. Bases 146 to 1207 code for a protein of 353 amino acids. The transcript is spliced from 2 exons. Lineage: Eukaryota; Metazoa; Chordata; Actinopteri; Cichliformes; Cichlidae. The record is from RefSeq and is a predicted model, not a curated record.
UGCAAACAGUUUUACUUGGAGCAGUUUCAGAAACAGGGAGUUGCGUUUUGCAAACCAGAAACCUUCCAGAAAGAGACUAUUUUUAAAUUUAAACAAUUAAGCAAACAUUUUUUCUUGUCGACACUUUGCAUAAACAUUUAAAGAAAUGUCAGACGAAACAUUUAAUAAUUCACAGUCCAACAGAGUGAUUCAAGCGGAAUCAAUCAGACUGCAUACGGUUUUGAAGAUUGAAAUGCCUAACUGUAGGGAGCUUCAAAUGAAAAUUGAACAACUCCAGUUGGAGUUGAGCACCCUAAAGCUCAAAAAGAAUUAUUAUAAAGAUAAUUUCCAUCGGUCAAGAGAUGAGCUUAAACACAUGAAGGUUCAGGCUGAAAAAAAACAGACACAGGUGGAAUCUCUGGAGGCUAAAAUCCAGGAACAGGAAAAGAACAUUCAGACAAUGCACCAUGACUUUUUGGAAAAGGAAGAAUCUCUCAUUGAGCAGAACAGCAGCAUUGCUGCUGAGUUGUCUCAGAUCGAAAGUGAGAGAAACGAACAAAAGAAAGAGAACGCAGAUCUCAAGGACGCUUUAGAGAGACUUGAGCAACAAGUGAGAGAAGCUCACCAUAAAAUAACAAAAAAAGAAGAGAUAAUAGAAAAACAAAAUAGAGAAAUAUGCAAUCUCCGAUGUCAGGUGAGACAGGCUAAGGUCGAAAAACAGUCACAGGUGGAAUCUCUGGAGGCUAAAAUCCAGGAACAGCAAAAGAACAUUCAGACAAUGCACCAUGACUUUUUGGAAAAGGAAGAAUCUCUCAUUGAGCAGAACAGCAGCAUUGCUGCUGAGUUGUCUCAGAUCGAAAGUGAGAGAAACGAACAAAAGAAAGAGAACGCAGAUCUCAAGGACGCUUUAGAGAGACUUGAGCAACAAGUGAGAGAAGCUCACCAUAAAAUAACAAAAAAAGAAGAGAUAAUAGAAAAACAAAAUAGGGAAAUAUGCAAUCUCCAAUGUCAGGUGAGACAGGCUAAGGUCGAAAAACAGUCACAGGUGGAAUCUCUGGAGGCUAAAAUCCAGGAACAGCAAAGAACAUUCAGACAAUGCACCAUGACUUUUUGGAAAAGGAAGAAUCUCUCAUUGAGCAGAACAGCAGCAUUGCUGCUGAGUUGUCUCAGAUCGAAAGUGAGAGAAACGAACAAAAGAAAGAGAACGCAGAUCUCAAGGACGCUUUAGAGAGACUUGAGCAACAAGUGAGAGAAGCUCACCAUAAAAUAACAAAAAAAGAAGAGAUAAUAGAAAAACAAAAUAGGGAAAUAUGCAAUCUCCAAUGUCAGGUGAGACAGGCUAAGGUCGAAAAACAGUCACAGAAUCUUGCUCCUGAACCUGAGGAGCUUGUUUCUUCAGUCUCAGAAGCAUCUCCUGAUGUGGUCCCAACACAGGAGAAUCUUGCUCCUGAACCUGAGGAGGUUGUUUCUCCAGUUUCAGAACCAUCUACUGAUGUGGUCCCGACACAGGAGAAUCUUGCUCCUCAACCUGAAGAGCUUGAUUCUCCUGUCUCAGAACCAUCUCCUGACAUGGUUCCAACUAGUGGUUCAUGGCAUCAUGGUGCCAAAUGCCUACUUAAAAUAGGUUUAGGUGUUGCCGCAGCAGGCCUUAUUAUACCUGCAGCUUACUGGGCCUUUUCAAUGUUUAACAGCAAUUGCGUAUUUGCCUCUGCCUCUAGCCUCCUUGAGCCAUUUUGCUACCUUAAUGAUGGAUCAGUUCCCUUUUAAAGACCAGUAAUGAUGGACUGCUUUUCAUCCACAGUCCAGAAAACCAUAUGUUGUUCAUGUUAGACAACGUGAGCAACAUAUAGCUAACUUGUGCUCUCAUUUUUCUUUUCUUUUGCCUCUCACCCCCCAACCAGUCGUGACAGAUGGCUGCCCCUUCCUGAGCCUGGUUCUGUCAAAGGUUUCUUCCUGUUAAAAUGGAGUUUUUCCUUUCCACCGUGCCUAGUGCUUGCUCAUAGGGGGAUCAUUUGAUUGUUGGGGUUUAAUUGCCUUGAACUAAAGAACUUACAAACUCUGGUGAGGGGUUCACACUACAAAAGCUACAAAUAAAAAAAAACAAACAAAAAAAACCCAAAUUUGUUAGCAGCAAAAAAAAAAAUAAAAAAAUUUGUUAGCAGCAAAUCAAAAUAAAGAAAACAAUUUUUGAAAAACAUCUCUUACGGCUCUGUUUAUUUACCUAAAUGAACACUUGUAUUUUCUGUCAUAGAAGAAUAUACAUUGUCCAAAGUGUCUGAUAAUUUUAAAUUUAGCACUGCACUGCAUGAGAUAAACUGUGGCACAGACAGCUGUCAGCCUGGUGAGGGAGAGUUCCUCUUCAACCUCCAAACUGAACGCAGUUUGUUACUCGCAGCAUUGCAAAUUUAGACAGCAAUUUCUUAGAGUCUGGUUUAAGUCCUGAAAUGACAUCUCCUUAACAGCAUAGAAGCAUCCCACCGAGCAUCCACAGUCAUUACAUUGUAUGUAGACUGUAUGUGAAAAAAAGAAAAAAAAACCCAGAAAGCUAAAUAAGAAAUGCUUCUAAGCAGUAGAAGGUUGUUGACAGUAGCAAGCUACAGGUCUCUCAAUAUCUCUCAAUAUUGCUCUCCCUGAGAACCCUGUGCACAGCUAGGUUUAAGGUAUUCUCAGGUAUUAGAAUUCAACACAUUUAAGUAUAGUGACAUAAGUAAGUUGAUGGUUCAGGUCACCUCCUGCAGCUUGCUGGAAUUCUUGUCUGGAUUGCCUGGGCUUAAACACUUGCUUAGUUGGCAACAAGUUAUCAAGUUAGUGGGUCACCUGAGACACGCUUUGUCUAAUUCAUUGCAGUAUUUUGCCAUUCUCAGUGAGAGAGGAGAGGCUGCUAUAAGUGGGUUUUGCUAACAAUGUCCCGGGGGUACACGCUGCAGUUUCGUCAUCGAUCCCACCCUUUUCAGAGAAAGUGACUUCUGUCACACUCUGUGAAGACCCUGUGCUUGUCAUAGGAAAUAUGCUACUGGGCAAAAGGGCUAUCACAAUAGUGCAAUCAGAGAUAACGAACAAGGGAUUUUAUUCCACUUACUUCUUGAUUUCAGAUACUAUAUCAAUGUCCUGCAGACCAUCACUCCAGGAGAGUGGUUCACCUUAGUAGUCCUCAAUGACGCUUACUUCCAUGUGCCAGUUCAUUUUGAACACACAAGGUUUCUGCAUUUCACCUUUUGGGAAGUGUACAUCAGUUUGCUAUCCGUUGGAUUUUUAAUAACUCCAAUAAGUAAGAAAGGAAAUUCUAGUCUGAAUGUACUGUUUUUUGCAUCGCACAGUUACUUUUUUGUGACGCAACUGUGAGUAACUGUGCGUCACAAUACAAUAUUUUAUGACGUAAUGUUUUUUAAAAAGUAGAACGAUACAAUCCUUGUAAGUUAAAGAAUCGGAACGCUUUUCUUGCUUCUGGUCGUACGGACGUUUUAGAGUGCAACACAAAGGAGUCACGCUUGCAAGAUAUCAACACUGACGGUACAGGUUUUUGUGUGUUUGCUGAUAAGCAGUGGAGUAAACCAUGGAGGUCCUGGGAGGACAGUUUAGCGACCUGACUCCACAGGAGCUGGUGGCUCCUGUUAACACCGUAGCUG